Messenger RNA from Mesocricetus auratus (golden hamster), 5222 nucleotides. It is a transcript of the gene Ahrr, whose product is annotated as aryl-hydrocarbon receptor repressor. Gene Ontology annotation, cellular component: aryl hydrocarbon receptor complex; nucleus. Lineage: Eukaryota; Metazoa; Chordata; Mammalia; Rodentia; Cricetidae. Gene Ontology annotation, molecular function: protein dimerization activity; nuclear receptor activity; transcription cis-regulatory region binding. The transcript is spliced from 12 exons. Gene Ontology annotation, biological process: regulation of transcription by RNA polymerase II. The record is from RefSeq and is a predicted model, not a curated record. Bases 95 to 2266 code for a protein of 723 amino acids.
UCCCCGAGAUGAGAGAGCUGACAGCUCCUGGCCUCUGCGGCUCCCCCAGCGGGCGCGCCCGAUCUUCCGCGCCCCGCCUGCCCCGGGAUCAAAGAUGAUGAUUCCAUCUGGAGAGUGUACAUAUGCCGGUAGAAAGAGAAAGAAACCCAUUCAGAAGCGGAGGCUUACCAUGGGGGCUGAGAAAUCAAAUCCUUCCAAACGGCACCGGGACCGCCUCAACACAGAGCUGGACCACCUGGCCAGCCUGCUACCAUUUCCACCUGACAUCAUCUCCAAGCUGGACAAGCUUUCGGUCCUGCGCCUCAGCGUUAGUUACCUCAGGGUGAAGAGCUUCUUCCAAGGGGAUGCAUCGGAGAUUCCAGCUGUCCAGGAGGACAGUCCAGCUUGCUGCCGGGAGGUUCUGGCCUUGCAGGAGACAUGUGUAUGGCCAUCUCCGCCUCUGCCACCUGAAGACCACUCACACAGAGGGUUCCCUGUGCAGGAGGGACGGCUGCUGCUGGAGUCUCUCAAUGGCUUUGCUCUGGUGGUGAGUGCAGAAGGGAUGAUCUUUUAUGCAUCGGCAACAAUUGUGGACUAUCUGGGCUUCCAUCAGACAGACGUAAUGCACCAAAACAUCUAUGACUACAUCCAUGUGGAUGACCGACAGGACUUCUGCAGACAGCUACACUGGGCCAUGGACCCUCCACAGGUGGUGUUUGGACAGUCCCCACGUGCCGACACAGACAACACCAUCCUUGGGAAGUUGCUCAGGGCCCAGGAACGGGGCAAAGGCUUGCCCUCAGAAUACUCGGCCUUCCUGACACGCUGCUUCAUCUGUCGUGUUCGAUGCUUGCUGGACAGCACCUCUGGCUUUCUGACUAUGCAGUUCCAAGGAAAACUAAAAUUCCUGUUUGGCCAGAAGAAGAAGGCACCAUCAGGAACAGCCCUGCCCCCUCGGCUCUCCUUGUUUUGCAUUGUGGUGCCGGUCCUGCCUUCUGUGGCUGAGAUGAAAGCGAAAAGUGCCUUCCUGAGGGCGAAGCACAGGGCAGACAUUGUGGUCACCGUGGACUCAAGGGCAAAAGCUGUUACAAGUCUGUGUGAAUCAGAAUUGCAUCCCAAACCCAGUUACUUAGCAGGAAGGAGCAACGGAGAAAAUGGCAUUUCACUGUUCAGGGGACAAACAGAUAAGAGCCACUGGGCCCGGGCCCUAGCCAGGCCUUCAUGUCUGUGCCUCAGGGGUGGUCCUGACCUCCUCCUGAACCCCAAGGAGGCUUCAGGGGACAGAGAAGAAGAGGACCAGAAGCAUGUACCAAGGAGAUCUACUGGUGCCCGGGGUCAGAGGGAGAUGCACAAGUACAAUUAUGGCUUGGAAACACCAGUACACUUGAGGCACCUGAACUGGAGCACAGAACAGAGAGGUCAGGAGGUCACUACCAAGCUGACUCGGCAGUCCAGUAAAAAUGAGCCAUCCGCAUGUCCAAUACCCCAUGGUUCCUGUAUGCCCUACCAUGGAAGCCAGGGCAUGUUCAGUGCCAGCAAUAUGACUUCUUUCAAAGAUUUACCAGAUCAUCCCACUGGUGCCUACUGCAGCCAAAUGAACAGACCUUUGCAAGAUAUCCACCAGGGCCAGGUACAUCCUUCUACCUGUCAUAUCCCUCAGGGCAGCCUGGGAUCCAGGAUCCCUCUGCCUGGAAUGCAGCGCUUCACAGCCAGGGGAUUUUCUACAGAGGAUGCAAAAUUGUCCAGCCUGCCAGUCACCAUAGACACCCCAUGUAAUCCAGUAUUGUCACUGGAAGUACCAAUCAAGAUGGAAAAUGAAUCUGGGUCCCAGGAUAUAGUUGAUGCCAGCACAACUAGUCGGGUAUGGCUGGGAGCUAGUGACAUGGCCAGGAGACAUCUGGUCAGUUUCCCUGCCAGGAUGCACCUGAAAACAGAGCCCGACUAUAGGCAACAGGUCUGUACCCCACACCUUGGGCAUGGUAUGCUGGUAGCUAAUACCCACAGCAGAGACACUGUUGGAUCCUGCAGGGAGCAAGCUCCUCUCCAUCCUGCACAUUGCACCUGCCUGGAUCCAGAACCUCCUCAUCACCUCUUCAUGCGGGGCCACAGUGAGAACCAGCAUCCCUCAUUGGACCAAGACUGCAGAGCUCCAAUUGUUAAGAGUGAGCCCCUGGAUUCAGCAUCAUGGGUUGGUCCUGGCCAGGUGGCUGUGCCUAGGAUGUUCCCUAAGAGUACCUCUAUAAGUGUGAUCCCACCCAAAGGCUCCGAUGGGAUUUUCCUACCCUAGAGCUGCUUCUCUACUGGAAAUCUCAGUCCCUGGAUGAUGGGAUAUGAUCAGAGAUUCUUCUAGAAACACUCUUUACAGAACUCAAUGAAUGAGGAUGAGAUUUCCUGUGUGUAGCUGAGCAGUAGAGCAUCCUGAAUGAUGUAAUACAUCAGGGGAUUCUCAUGCAUAAACCCAAGUCUGUUCAGGUGGACAGUAUUUCUCUUUGAAAUUAAAGCGUUUAGGAAAGUAGUCUAUAGUAUUCAAUGCUGGGCAAACCCAACUGAUGUGUCAAAGUGAUGUGUCCCUGGUGGCCAAUCUUGCUACAUCUCCUGUCUGUAUGCAACAGGAGUUCUGAGGCUUCUGAGGAGAUCUGAAGCCACACUUUGCACAGUGAUAGUCAGGGAAACAUCCCAUCCCAUCUGGUAUUUUCUGUGGAUUUCUGAAUAUGGUUAUGUACCCGUGUCCCUGUGCACAACACAUGGUGGAGGUUAUAGUGUCCAGGCAAGGAACCAGGGAAACACAGCAUACAGAGAAGGGUGAAUCCAUACUGUUGAGGAGGCAUUGUCUCUGCCUGUUGUCUGCAUGACUUUCAGGUAAGAGCAACAGUUCCUAGCAUAGGGAGACUUAGGGGCAAGAGGGCAGCCAGUGUUUGUUUUGAAUUGUAAAGGCAAUGCACUCUGAUUUUGGGAAAUGUGGAUAUUAAAUACAAAGCAGAAAGGAAGGGUUACCACGAACCAUUGGUGAAAUGGCUUAUGGCAGGUGGAGCAGUUGCGAGUGUUACCGGAAAGGGCUGAGACCACAAAUCCUGCUCCAUUAGCAUAGAGUCCUCUGAACAGGAAAAAACCUGCUGUGUGGUACAUAUAGUCUUCCUUGGGGAUGAGCAUCUGCCUCUGAUGUUACUUUCCCUGAGGUCCUAGGAAUGCUUGCUAAGGAGCUUUCGGGAGCCCAUAGCUAAUUCUGCUAGGUAGGCUCUCCAAUACAGAUUUUCUGUCCUUUAUCUAUGGUCCUAGGAUAUCAUUGCCAGUCACUGUCUUAGUGGAGAAGGUGUCUGGAAAAUACUAUUGCCUUGUUAGAAUCAGGUUGGGUGGGCAGGACCAGGUCCUCUGCUCUGCUCUUGAACUGUCUGACUCUCAAGGGACAGGGAUACGAGUGAAGAUCUAGAACUGAGACUACCUGCUCUGGGAGCCUGGGGAUUUGUGUUCUCUCUGUUUCUCAGUCCACAGAGGCUUUUCAAAGGGGGGCAAGACAGGAGCUGUGCUGUCAUGGAUGUGAGGCAUACUCAUACCUUCUCUCCAUCACCUAAAACCUGAAGUCAGAAUGGUAUCUCAGCUUUGCACCCUGCGCCCAGCCACCCGUCUCCUUCCUUUCUUUCGAUUGUCCCAGUCCCACUUUACACAUUUCUGUCGGGCAUAGCUCACCCUGUGGGUAUUAAUGAAUAGCAACAGGUAGAAUCUGAGUCUUCCUCAACACUUCCUGUUCUAACCACAUGCCCAGCUCCCAAGGACAGGACAUGCUCAAACCACCCAUGUGUCUGACACUCUAGUAUGUCUCUCUGAAAGUAAUUAGCUAUGUUCCUAUCCUCAGCCAGACUCAGCAUCCUAUAUGCUUUCUAUGCAAGGGUCAGAGAACACAUUAGACUGUCGUGCUCCAGUGUAUACAACAUUUCCCAAGCAUCCUGGAGCCAGUAGAAUAAACCUGAGAAAAGAGAUCAAAAAGAGGGAAUUCAGAGAUAUAUUUAAGCAUAGUGGUGUGUACUACUCAAGUGGAAGAUCAGCAGUCCAAGCCUACAUGAGACCCUUCUCAAGUAAAAUAAAAUAAAUGCAUUAUUACAUACUUGCCAUUUUAGGUAGAUUCCCAUACCUUGCUAUGUCACCAGAGAGGAGCCAUGCCCCCCACUGCUGAAGCCUGUAUGUCCUCUGCUCAGGUACUCUGAACCUUUCAGAUGUACCUCACCUGUACCUAUGCUGGGAUGAAUUACCAAGUGAGGAGUGGAGUGUGGGCAGCUCAACAGGUCAGGCUUUAUGUACACUGAGCUCUGCACUAGGAUGUCAGUUCUACAGAUUUUGUGUGUGGGAGACACCACACAACAUGGCAAGCUUGGCUCCCUGGUGCCAGCACUGUCCAUGGAAGCUCAAAUCCUCCACAUCUGCACUUACUGCUUCUCAUUCAUCACAAAUCCCCAGUCAACUUGCACAGAAGGUGCACCAUUGGGGAAUGUUCUUCUGUGUAUAUUUUCAUCUUAUUGGUCGAUGAAUAAAACACUGACUGAUUGGUCAGGCAGGAUGAUAAGUAGGAUAGUAGACAAGGAGGAUUCUGGGAAGUAUAGGCAGAGAGGAGUCGGCAUGUGAUUCCAGGAAGUGACAUAGUUGGGCAGAAUCAGGAUAUAAGCAGGCACAAAUAGGAAAUUGUACUCUUCUCAGCGGAGACGUUGAGCCAUCAUCGAGUUGCAGGUCUGGUAAGCCAAACCAUGUAGAAUUAUGUAUAGUUAUGGGUUAAUAAUUGAGUCAAAGCUAGCCCACAGGAACUCAUAGCUAACGGCCAGCAGUACUAUAAUUAAUAUAAGUCUCUCUGUGUUAUUUGGGGCUGACAUGGCUUUGGGACCGGGCUGGUGGGAAGAAUUCACGUUACAGUGCACAGAGGUUACUCCUGCUUUAGGACUUCACCAUCCACACUAACUACAGGCUCACACUUUUGUGAUAUCUAGCUUUUGCCUAUAUGGCUAAAAAAUAUCAAAUAUAAUGAGAGAUGGGCUAAGAGGGAAUAAAUAUAAAGUGUCCUUUAUAUUUAUAGUUUCUACUAGAAAAAAGUCCUCAAGAUCUAGACUGGCCCAACAAACUUUAUAGAUACACUACAAUGCAGCUUUCUGUGCUGUUUUCUCAAUGCUUUGUUUUGACAGAGAAUCUAAAUGCAUUUUUCAUACUGUGGUCUGUACUAAAUUUGUAAAACUUGUGUAAAAUAAACCUCAUGUUUCCAUGUA